This is a messenger RNA of Ochotona curzoniae (black-lipped pika), 512 nucleotides long. Its product is annotated as cystatin-like 1. The record is from RefSeq and is a predicted model, not a curated record. Gene Ontology annotation, molecular function: cysteine-type endopeptidase inhibitor activity. The coding region runs from base 25 to 438 and encodes 137 amino acids. The transcript has 3 exons. NCBI's taxonomy places the organism in Eukaryota, Metazoa, Chordata, Mammalia, Lagomorpha, Ochotonidae.
UGGAAAGUUUCUGAGCCUUCAGAGAUGGAGGGAGGUUGCUGGAGGAUGCCCCUGAUGGUGCUGAUGGUCCUGACUCUGGCGGUGACCCUGGGCCACUUUCAGCACUGGGGUGGCUUCCAGGAGAAGCCAAUGAGCAAGAAGAACAUGAACUCCACACUUAACUUCUUCAUUCAGUCAUACAACAACAACAGCAACGACACCUACCUGUUUCGGGUGCAGAAACUCCUCCGGAGUCAGAUGCAGCUGACCACCGGAGUAGAGUACAAGGUCACGGUGAAGAUCGGCCGCACCAAGUGCAAGAGGAGUUCCAGAACAAACUCUUCCUGUCCCCUGCAGAAAAAGAAGUUGAAAAAGAGUUUGAUUUGUGAGUCUCUGAUCUACACCGUGCCCUGGAUUAAUUAUUACCAGAUGUGGAACAAUUCCUGCCAUGACAACUGAGUGUUGGUGUGAAGACCUUUGAUGAGGCCCCAGAUAGCUGUGUGGGGCUCUGGCUGUCAUAAAAUUCUAAAGGA